This is a messenger RNA of Jaculus jaculus (lesser Egyptian jerboa), 453 nucleotides long. RefSeq names its product keratin-associated protein 15-1. The record is from RefSeq and is a predicted model, not a curated record. Lineage: Eukaryota; Metazoa; Chordata; Mammalia; Rodentia; Dipodidae. Bases 1 to 453 code for a protein of 150 amino acids. The transcript has a single exon.
AUGUCUUACAACUGCAGCUCUGGAAACUUCUCCUCCCAGUCUUUUGGAGGUUUUCUGAGGUACCCGGUUUCAACCUUCAAUUCCUCCUACCCCAGCAAUGUAUUCUACUCUCCAAAAUCCUUCCACCUGGGCUCCUCUUUCUACAAUGGACAACAGGAGACCUUCGGUGAGCCCAUCGACUGCCAGGAAACAGGUGCUGGGUUCUCACCUUAUCAGUCAUCCUGCUACCGACCCAAGCAUUUCACCUUCUCUAGGCCCUGCCAUGCCAACUUCACUGGAUCCUACGGUUAUGGCAACUCGGGUUUCGGAUCUUUUGGAUUUGGAGGUUCUGGCAUCCAGUCUCUGGGAUGUGGCUCCAAUUUCUACCGCCCAACCUAUGUCCCUUACCGGAGUUGCCAGUCAUCUUGGAACCAACCAGGCUUUGGCUCCCGCUUUUUCCAAUCAAGUUUCUGA